Molecule: messenger RNA, 2096 nt
Organism: Salarias fasciatus (jewelled blenny)
Lineage: Eukaryota; Metazoa; Chordata; Actinopteri; Blenniiformes; Blenniidae
Product: cell surface A33 antigen-like
Exons: 6
Coding region: 107-979 (290 amino acids)
Cellular component (GO): plasma membrane
Source: RefSeq, a predicted model, not a curated record
CAUUAUCACAUCUGGAGCACAUCUGUCCAGAGAUUAUUGGAGGGUUGACUGGAAAACAACUUUCCUCAGAAGCUGUUUAUGCAGUCGAUUUGCAGUAUUUGGAAAAAUGAUUUUGAUCCAGAAGCUUUGGAUUUUCACCGUUUUUCUGGCAGUUCUGUCAGGUGUAAGGGCCAUCAAUGUGCACAUCAGUAAAGAAAACUACGAGGUACUGAAGGGUGACAGUGCCACGCUGACCUGCACCUUUCAGUCCACUAUCACUCCACAACUUGCAAUCAUCUCAUGGUCUGCUGUGGGUACACAACCUGAUGAUCAGGAGGUCCUGAUCGUCACCCACUACUACCCAAUGAAACGCACUGAUGUGAAACCAGCGUAUGCAGACAGAGUUCUCAUGCAUGCGGAUGUGUUGAGGGGAAAGGCCAUGCUGCGACUGUCCUCUGUCACAUCAGCAGACGACAAGAUAUAUGAGUGUCGUGUCCUGAUCCCAGGUGACGACGAAGGAAAGUCAGCUGCCACCACUCGCUUGGUUGUCAAUGAGCCUGUAUCCAAACCAGUUUGUGGGAUCCAGGGAACAGUGAGGUCGGGUGAGAACAUCAAUCUGACCUGCCACUCCGAGGAAGGUUCUCCACCACCCUCGUACAGAUGGGAGAGGUGGCACGAGAGCGUAGGAUCCAAGCGUCGCUUCAUGGCCCACACAACAACUCAAAAUGGAGGAGUUCUGUCUCUGUACGAUAUCUCCAAUGAGACAUCAGGACUGUACUCAUGCAUGUCAUCGAACAAAAUCCGCACUUCAUCAUGCAAACUCAAUCUCACAGUCUUACCAGAUGACUUUCCAGGAUCUGAUGUUUUGGCUGGAGCUGUAGCUGGAGCUGCUGCUGGAGCUGCUGCUGGAGUCUUGGUAUCAAUUGCUUCUGUUGCUGACAAAAUAAUACUGGGGGAUGGAAACAAUGAUGAAGGACAAACGCCUCCAAAAUCAACCUAGCUGGCUUAAUGAUCCCUCUAAAGGAUCAAAUAUAUUCUUUUUUCUGCUUAGUUGCAUAAUUCCAAACAGUCCAUAGCUGCUGUGCUUAGAUCAAAUCAAACCAUCGUGUCAUUAAGACUUACGUUACACACAAAUAUGAAGAUUUGAUUGUGGUCUUGAGUCUGAAAUAGUUUAUACAGGCCGGAGUCAUGUGAUUUGUAGAGAUGAUGUGAAAAUCUUUCAUAUUGUAUACAAACCAUGAAUAAACAAUAUACUUGCAUUAUUGUUGGAAGUAAUGUUCACAUACAGUCAAACUUCAAUGUUUGUUCAUUUUUUUUCAUGAAAUACUGCAAAUAGAAGUUUUGUAGAAAGGUUAUGGCAAGUGUCAAAUGUCAUGCAAUAAUGAUUGUUCCAAAUACUAAUCCACAACAGGAAUAACAAAAUUAUCUCUGGAUAGAGAUGUCAUCUGCUUUCGAGUGGAAUUUAAAGCUUUAUUGAUCACUUUUAAAUGUUUGCACUCCUUGGGCCCUUCAUACCUGAGUGAUAUGUUGCAGCCCUGCAGGCCGACCAGAGACUUGAGGUCAGCUGACCAGCUCCAGUUGGUUGUCCCUAAAACCAGGCUAAAAACCAGAGGUGACAGAGACUUUUUGGUAGCUGCACCCACCCUCUGGAAUAGCCUCCCCCUGUAUAUCACGUCCUCUCAGUCUGUAGGACAGUUUAAGUCCAGACUAAAAACACACUUUUUCUCACAGGCUCGCUAAACUGGAGUGUAUCCUGGUGUCUUAUUUGUGUUUUAUAUAUAUAUUUAGGUAAGUCUUUUUACUUUGUAUUUCUGUGAAGCACUUUGGUCAACUGAAGUUGUUUUUAAAUGUGCUGUACAAAUAAAAUUGAAUUUAAUUGAAUUGAAUAAUAAAGAGUCUGGUCAUAUUAUUAUGAAAUUAAGUACCUUUAAUACCAGUGAAAUGCAUCAAAUUUGUUAUAGAUUCUUUACUUUGAAAUAAAAAAAAUGCUAAUUUUAACAUAUAUGCAUGCAAAAUGUAUCUCCUUUCUCUACCUGUUACUUUUUCAUAAUAUUUGAGUGUGAAUCCUGUUUGGUAAGUUUGCACUGUCGUAUAUAAUGGCAAUAAAAACAACUCAG